ACUGGUCUGUCAGUAGGCUGCUGAGCUCUGCGCUGUCCUCUUCCGCAAGGUUACAUAGAUCCCCACGGGUUGCCAUUAUGGGAAUAUAAUAUUCCACCUGAAACUCUGCAAGUUACCUUCCGUGUUAUUUAAGAUACACGUGGUAUGAUUAAGUGAUCUUUAAAAUAUUUUUCGUUCGGUAGGAAGUCGUUUGAAAUCGGACACCGCUGAUGUUUUAGCGUCCAUCUCCUCUCGUAGGCUGCGCUGCGGAGUAAUAUGUUGUUGGAACCGACAAUGUGGAGGCUGUUAAAAUGUCUACUAGGAAAAUGAAAUCGUUACAAUCGUAACAAUAAGAAAAUCGGAAUUAACACAAGAGUUGUAAUUCCACCCGGAAAGACAGUUUCGAUUUCGUGACCAGGACAACAACAAGCCGAUCCUGUAGAGGGGAGGUUGAUAUUGUUUUUGCUCAUCUUCAUCAAACCCACGGUCCGGAGCACGGGGAAGGAUCCUAUCCCCAACUUUGUUUUUCUCUACUCCAGGCGCUCAUUUUGUAUGUUGGAUGCCCGAUUAUUAAGUCCAGCGCAGCGCCCAAGUUGUCGGAGGGGCCGCCGGGGGAAGCGGGCUCUUGGAUUUCGGUCCGGCCUGGAGGAGGAAGACCUCGCGUUGGUUGAGCAGCGUUUUCGCUGUACGGCCAAAGACUUCUUUGUUCGGAGGCCAUAACGAUUCACUUACUGAGACUUAAAGGGCCAACGAACAGCAGCACAGAAUGGCUGCUGCUGUGGGAACAGACAAGGAGCUCAGCGACUUGCUGGACUUCAGUGCGUUUACGCUUCCAUUUCAGAUGUUUGCGCCGCCUGUAUCAAAUGGCAAGAACCGGCCAACGACUCUCGCCAGCAGUCAGUUUGGAGGUUCAGGUGUGGACGAGCGGACCGGGCCGGGCCCCUGGGGGCCGGCGGAGCAGAGCAGUCCAUCCUUCAGCCAGACCAGGGGUUACCCGGAAGGGGCCGUCUACAACGAGCACGAGGGCAUCCCCUCGGCCCCCGCCUUCGGCUCGGGCAUCGUCGUGCGCCGCCCACCAGGCAAGGCCGAGCGAGGAUCCUAUUCUUCGUUCACCGCACAGCCGGGCUUCAUGCCCAGCGAGAUGCCCAUGCCCAGCCCCGACGCCCUGUCCCCGUCCAGCGUCAAGUCGGGCUCCCAGUUCUACUCUCCCUACCAGGGCGGGAACCCCCGCAGGAGAACCCCACAGGACAGCAUGGAUCCCCAGCCAAAAAAGAUCAGGAAGGUGCCCCCCGGCCUGCCGUCCUCGGUGUAUGCACCGGCUUCAGGGGAGGAAUUUAACCGGGACAGCGCUGGCUACCCGCCCUCAAAGGGGGGCAACGCCUACCAGGCACCGUUCUACAUGCAAGAAGGCCUCCAUCCUUCCUCGGAUCCGUGGGCGGCCGCCGGGCCGAUGGUGCAGCCUGGCUACUCUGCCGUGCUGGGCAACUCCCCCCACCUGGGCCAGCACGCCCCCUUCACUGCCAUCCAACCCCAGGACAGGCUGAAGAGGCAGCCGCUGCCCCUGUCCCCCCAGAGCUACCCGCUGCACGGCAGCGAGGUGAACGGGAGCCACCCUCCCGGCUUCCACUCGGCCUCCAGCGGCUACGGCCCCCCCAACCACACGCCGCCGCUCAACGGCACCGACGCCAUCAUGGCCAACCGAGGGACGGCUCCCGGAAGUUCAGGCGACGAGAUCGGGAAAGCCCUGGCAUCUAUCUAUCCCUCCGACGCAACCAGCAGCGCCUUCCCUUCAUCUCCGUCUCCCCCCGCCGGCUCGCCCCAGGCUAUUUCAGGCUCCGCCUCCCAGUGGACCCGGUCCUCCGGCCAGGCCACACCCUCCCCCAACUUUGAGGGAGGAAUUCAAGCUCUUCAGAAUAAAAUGGAGGACCGUCUGGAAGAAGCCAUCCAUGUUCUCCAGCGUCACGCCGGCGGCCAGGGAGGCCCAGGUCUGGCAGAGAUGCACAGCCUGCUCUCGUCUGGCAUGGGGCUGGCACAGACCUUCGGCAGUGCGGGGCUGGGCAUGGCCAGUCGCCUUCAGGGACUGAUAUCAGGAGGCAACCACGAGGACUCUCCUGGACUGCCCUCUAGUGGCGGCCUGCUGCACGGCCAGCACGGCGCCUCCUCUGGCCAGCCGGGCUCUCAGGCCGAAGGCUUCAACGGCCUUCCUUCGGCCUGCUCAGUGUCUUCACUGCUCACCUCUCUCCUAGGGCUGCCCGGCGGCCUGUCCCGCUCCGGCGGGGGGGACCUCAAGCGGGAGGACAAGGACGACGACGACGACGACUCCUCCAUGAACGACAAGUCGGACGACGAGAGGAAGGACAUGAAGGCUCGCAUCCGAUCCAGUUCAGACGUGGGUGAAUUUCGGAUAUCCCAACUCUUAACCAGGCUAACCCGUGCAACAGAAUCCGGGGACGAUGUGGAUUUGGAUGACGAUGACGAGGAUCUGCCGGUGGAAGUGAAGGCUGAGCGGGAGAAAGAGCGGAGGGUGGCAAACAACGCUCGCGAGCGGCUACGCGUGCGGGACAUCAACGAGGCUUUUAAGGAGCUGGGGCGCAUGUGUCAGCUACACCUAAGCAAUGAGAAACCCCAGACCAAACUCCUCAUACUGCACCAGGCCGUAAACGUUAUACUCAACCUGGAGCAGCAAGUCAGAGAGCGUAAUUUAAACCCAAAGGCUGCGUGCCUGAAGAGACGGGAAGAGGAGAAGGUGUCGGGCGUGGACCCCCAGAUGCAGCUGGGAGGGGGUCACCCCGGGCUAGGAGGAGAUGGACACAACCCAGUGAACCAUAUGUGAUUCUCAGUUCCUGUUGAUUGUACAGCCCUUAAAACAUGUGGCCUUAACCUAUUAUCAUGCAUUACAGUGCGUGUUAAAAAAAAACAGAAAACAAAUGGAAAACACGGACACACACACCUCAUUACCGCAAAGCCAGUGGCCACAUUCCUGAUCAUGAAUAA
Molecule: messenger RNA, 2973 nt
Organism: Gadus macrocephalus (Pacific cod)
Lineage: Eukaryota; Metazoa; Chordata; Actinopteri; Gadiformes; Gadidae
Product: transcription factor E2-alpha-like
Exons: 22
Coding region: 746-2812 (688 amino acids)
Biological process (GO): regulation of transcription by RNA polymerase II
Cellular component (GO): transcription regulator complex
Molecular function (GO): DNA-binding transcription factor activity, RNA polymerase II-specific; RNA polymerase II cis-regulatory region sequence-specific DNA binding; protein dimerization activity
Source: RefSeq, a predicted model, not a curated record